AUGACAGAGCUGGAUUACCCCUUUGCGGAGCUCGUCAUCUCCCUCGGCUUCUUCCUCGUCUUCCUCACCGAGAGCCUGGUGCUGCACUGCUGCCACGUGGCUCCACCAUCCCACGGGGCCCCGGGCAAGGACCCUGCUUGCUCAGCCCCCAGUGUCCCCACCGUCCCGCACUCCCACGGGGCCACGGCGCCCAGCGUCCCCUCCAUCCCGCACUCCCACGGGGUCCCGGAGCCUGGCGGCCCCUCACCUGGCUCUUUCCGGGCCCUGGUGCUCUUCAUCACGCUUUCGCUGCACUCACUCUUCGAGGGGCUGGCGGUGGGAGUGCAGCAGGGCGAGGCGGGGGCCCUCCAGCUCUGUCUGGCCGUGCUGGCCCACAAGGGUGUGAUCGCCUUCAGCCUGGGGCUGCAGCUGGUGCAGAGUGGCACCCGGCCCCGCUGGAGGCUGCUCUACCUGGGCAUCUUCGCCCUCAUGUCCCCCUGUGGCAUGGCCAUUGGCAUCGGGCUCUCGCUCUCAGGCGGGGAGGCCGGCGGGCUGGCCAUGGCCCUGGUGGAGGGGGUGGCGGCCGGCACCUUCCUGUACAUCACCUUCUUGGAGAUCCUGCCCCACGAGCUGAGCUCCAACGAGCCGCCCUUGGCCAAGUUCUCCUUCAUCGCCCUGGGCUUCACCGUCAUGGCCACCAUUGCUGUCUGGGCCUGA
Molecule: messenger RNA, 696 nt
Organism: Mauremys reevesii (Reeves's turtle)
Lineage: Eukaryota; Metazoa; Chordata; Testudines; Geoemydidae
Product: zinc transporter ZIP2-like
Exons: 2
Coding region: 1-696 (231 amino acids)
Biological process (GO): zinc ion transmembrane transport
Cellular component (GO): plasma membrane
Molecular function (GO): zinc ion transmembrane transporter activity
Source: RefSeq, a predicted model, not a curated record